AUGGAAGAAAAAUUAAUUUUAACAGUCCCUGAAUUCCCAGAGUUGUACAAUACAACUAUAAAUAUAUACAGUGAUAUUAACAGAAAAGCCACUGCAUGGAAGGCUAUGCGUGCCAAGAUGGGAUUAUUGGCCCUUCAACCAAAGCCCAUAGAUGAGGAUAACAUGUUCAUUUUGAGUUUCCACACCAACAUCAAGAGACUGCCUUAUGAAAAAAAGCGUGCAACUAAGCUUAAAAUCCACUAAAUUCUGUUUGAAGCUGAAUUUAAUUAA
Molecule: messenger RNA, 270 nt
Organism: Polyodon spathula (Mississippi paddlefish)
Lineage: Eukaryota; Metazoa; Chordata; Actinopteri; Acipenseriformes; Polyodontidae
Exons: 2
Molecular function (GO): DNA binding
Source: RefSeq, a predicted model, not a curated record